Messenger RNA from Homo sapiens (human), 2861 nucleotides. RefSeq names its product HCLS1 binding protein 3 (gene HS1BP3). Gene Ontology annotation, molecular function: phosphatidylinositol binding. The transcript has 8 exons. NCBI's taxonomy places the organism in Eukaryota, Metazoa, Chordata, Mammalia, Primates, Hominidae. The coding region runs from base 36 to 1223 and encodes 395 amino acids. The record is from RefSeq and is a predicted model, not a curated record.
GACUGCGCGCCCCGCCCGGAGUCCCCGCCGCCGUCAUGCAGUCCCCGGCGGUGCUCGUCACCUCCAGGCGACUUCAGAAUGCCCACACUGGCCUCGACCUGACUGUGCCCCAGCACCAGGAGGUACGGGGCAAGAUGAUGUCUGGACACGUGGAGUACCAGAUCCUGGUGGUGACCCGUCUGGCUGCGUUCAAGUCGGCCAAGCACAGGCCCGAGGAUGUCGUCCAGUUCUUGGUCUCCAAAAAGUACAGCGAGAUUGAGGAGUUUUACCAGAAACUGAGCAGUCGUUAUGCAGCAGCCAGCCUCCCCCCACUACCCAGGAAGGUCCUGUUUGUUGGGGAGUCUGACAUCCGGGAGAGGAGAGCCGUGUUCAAUGAGAUCCUGCGCUGUGUCUCCAAGGAUGCCGAGUUGGCAGGCAGCCCAGAGCUGCUAGAGUUCUUAGGUACCAGAUCCCCAGGGGCUGCAGGGCUCACCAGCAGAGAUUCCUCUGUCCUGGAUGGCACAGACAGUCAGACAGGGAAUGAUGAAGAGGCUUUCGACUUUUUUGAGGAGCAAGACCAAGUGGCAGAAGAGGGUCCGCCCGUCCAGAGCCUGAAGGGCGAGGAUGCUGAGGAAUCCUUGGAGGAGGAGGAGGCGCUGGACCCUCUGGGCAUUAUGCGCUCCAAGAAGCCCAAGAAACAUCCCAAAGUGGCCGUGAAAGCCAAGCCCUCGCCCCGGCUCACCAUCUUUGACGAGGAGGUGGACCCUGAUGAGGGGCUCUUUGGCCCGGGCAGGAAGCUGUCUCCACAGGACCCCUCGGAGGACGUGUCAUCCGUGGACCCCCUGAAGCUAUUUGAUGAUCCUGACCUCGGCGGGGCCAUCCCCCUGGGUGACUCCCUCCUGCUGCCAGCCGCCUGUGAGAGUGGAGGGCCCACACCCAGCCUCAGCCACAGGGACGCCUCCAAGGAACUGUUCAGGACACUGGCUCAUAAGGGAUUUCAAUGUGCACAGAGCAACUGCCUCCUCACCUCCCCACGGAUUCCACUACAACCAUCUAGGAGGACCACAGCAGCUUCGUCUAGCCUUCCCCUUCCCCCAGGAUCCUGGGCUGGGGUGGAGGAGGAGGCGCCACUGCAGAUCCAGUAUGGUGAGAGAACUGUCCUACACUUCCAAAUUAUCUCAUCUCCCCUCUGCACCCCCAUCCCUGGCUGCUGGUGUCAAGAGGAAAGCAACCCGCUCAACUAAAUCACAUGGAUACAGACGCAGUGAACAAUGUCCAAGUGGGUCCUUGAAAAGUAGCCUCUAUCUGGGGAUGCUAAGUCUGGAGGGAGAGGGAGGUGCUCUUUCGAGGGGCAGCCAGCAGCCUGGUGCCCUCUGCUUUGCAGAACUUGGGAUAAGGCAGAAACCCUGCCGGGUCAGACCAGGGCUCCUCAAGAGGCCUGGGGCUCACUUGCCCUCCUCAAGGCUUUGAGGACCCCUUGGGGAACUGCCUCUCCUCUUGUUGCCCUAAACCCACACCAUCUUGGCACCUGGCCCCUGCAGGGUUCUGCAUUCCUGAACCAGGAGAGAGCCAUGUUCAGGAAUGCAGGCUGACUUCUCAGCAGCUCUGCAUCCAUCACAAAUAGCUGAUGCUCUCCGAAGGCCUCUAGAAACCUGCAGAGCACCCUCCUUGCCUUUCUCUGUGUCUUUCCAGCUUUCUCAGAGGGACCCAAAGACUUCCAGAGGGGAGCUUUCCACUCCUGAUAGUAGAUAAAGGAUGGCUUCUCUAUCCCAUCCAAAUGCUAUAGAAAUGUACACGUGUGGAAAUCCCUAUCAACAUGACAAAGAGUUCAUCAGGGUCAGAGAUUUGUGUUGGAAAAUGGGAAGAGGAUUAUACUGAACUAAUGACUAAACCAGAUCAAAGAAGUCACAACCUAAAAGUGGCCCAACAGAGAUCAGCAGCAGAGUCUCCAUAGAGGGUCAAGCCAGGAGGCCCAGCCGUCAUCAUUCAGAGUCCUAGAAAAUGGAGAAAAUAACCGCUGUUGGAAAAUACAGGUCUUUGUCUGGAAGGCAGGACAUCCUAAAAUACCCUUAUGAAAUUUCGGAAGGCCAAUGAUAAGAUCUUAGCUUCCAGAAAAUAAAAAAAGAGGUCACUUGCAAGAAAAGGGAAUCGCAUUAGCAUCAGAAUUUGCAUUUGCAUCAGAAUUUACAACAGCAUAGAUGCUAGAGGUCAAUGGGAUCAGAGAGAAAAUGAUUUUGAACCUUCAAUUCUACAACUAGGCAAACUAUCAAUUAAAUACCCUUUCAGACAAAGAUUGUUUGAGGACAUAUUACAUGCAAAAUUAGAAAGGAAUCUGAAAGACAGGAAGGCAUGGGGUAGAACGAACAGUGGAAUUAGCGCAGUGUGGUGCCCUGAAAGGAAAUCCCAGCUGCGGGCUGCACAGGAACCAGAAAGCCAGUUCAGAACCUUCCCCACUGAUUACAAAUCUGGGUGAUUUUAAGGACAUGGAAAAGAAGAGUGUGUUUCUUCUUUGGAUGAGAAAUGAAAGGCAGAACAAGAAGGAGCCAGGAAAAAGAACAAACUGAACACGGCAGUCAUGGCCCAAAUAUGUACAAUUUAAACUAAAAUGCAGCAACUGAUGGGUUUGAGAAGCUGAUGGCGUGUGCAGUAAGAGAAUCCCUCUGACCCCAAGUCUUGUGUCUUCUUCAAGCAGCCUAGGUUUAGUGACUUGAGAAUACAGUUGCUUCUCUGAGGGGCCAACCUGGUACUGUUUUUGUAAUCAUAGUACUAUAAGAGCUAUGUUGAAAUCGACCUAUAGACAAAGCCCAGAAGUCAUAGCUUAGAAAUGCGGUAACCUUGAUCAUAUAAAAGAAGUUAAUAAAGUAAAAGAAUUUGAUAAUAUA